Messenger RNA from Athalia rosae (coleseed sawfly), 1577 nucleotides. RefSeq names its product cuticle protein 16.8 (gene Cpr57A). The coding region runs from base 146 to 739 and encodes 197 amino acids. Lineage: Eukaryota; Metazoa; Arthropoda; Insecta; Hymenoptera; Athaliidae. The transcript is spliced from 5 exons. The record is from RefSeq and is a predicted model, not a curated record. Gene Ontology annotation, cellular component: chitin-based extracellular matrix. Gene Ontology annotation, molecular function: structural constituent of chitin-based larval cuticle.
AGUUUAGUAUACCAUAUAUCAGUGAGUUGUUACCACGUAUUAUUUUAUUUCAAUGAAUUGAUAAUCAAGAAAAACAUUCCAACGAACGCAUUGAUUAGACGUAUUUGUAAUACUCAAGGUUCGCACUGUUGCAGCAUUAAGGAUAAUGGAGUUUUUGAAAACAGGAUUGGUGACGCUUAUUAGUCUGGUAGGUUUUGGCCUCGCAGACGUGUCUCACAUUUUGCCACACGAUGGAACCAUACCCAGCAGUGUCACACCUCCGUCUCCGCCUUCACCUUACAGUUUCCAGUAUUCCGCGGGAAGAUAUCCCGGCCAGAUCGACCGCAUCCAUAAAGAGGCCGGCGAUGGUGCAGGCUCGGUGCACGGUAUGUACUCUUACAUAGAUCCAAAGUACAAGGUCCGCACCGUGGAGUACACUGCGGAUAGCAAUGGCUUUCACCCUUUAUUGACCAACUUUGAGGACACUCAGGCCGUACCCGUCGAUUCCGAGGCUGUAGCCUUGGCCAAGAAAAGACAUUAUGCCCUCUACGAACGCAUCGCCACCGAACAUGCUCGAGGAGUGCAAGUUAAUUCACCAGCGGAAACGGUAAGCGUGCAGCGAGCGAAGGAUCGACAUCUCAAUCUCUUCGCAAAGAUAGCGCAGGAGCACGCCGCUAUCGCUGCGGAACGGGAAGCUGAGAAACGUGCUUUCGAGGCUACUUCGAUCCCGAACGAUGUCCAUGAAGAAGAAAUUCACUGACGACAAACUCGAGAUGAAUUAAAUACUAUAUUAUUAAUAAUUCAAUGGGGAUUAGAGAUUCAUACUCGUGACGGCUUCAGCAGUUAUUUUAUUAUCUUUGCUGUAUUAUUAUCGGCAAAAGCUAACAAUCAGCUAUUGAGUAUGAGAUUGCGCUUCAAAAGCUGAAAAUAAAAAUAACACUAACCAUUGGUCUUGUUUUCCCUAACUAUUAUUGGUCUGACUUUCUUAUGUCCUACCCAGCCACACGAAUUGUGUGUCGGUGAAUCUAAUUCGCUCAUAACUCCUCAGUCGUUAUAUGCUUUAGGCAAUAAUUACAGCCUUCGACAAAAUGCGGCGGUGAUUAUCGCAACACACUGGAUGCAAUGUUAUUGUAAAAUAAUCUAUCUAUUUGCUUAUCGACAGCAUGAUCUCAUUGUGAUUUGCUGCAUGUAUGACACAUACGCUCUUAAUUGACGUAAAAAUUGGUUUGAAAACUAAUUACGUAUGACUUGUGAUGAUUUUUACGUGAAAACCGGAAACUCUAUACAACCUGGUAGGACACCAAACAAUGGUAAUGCAAAAAAAGAUAAAACUCACAAAGGCGUUGAAUGUUCAUAAAAAUGGAGCUUGCGAACAGGAACACAUCAGUGUCCAUAAUUUUGCACCGUGUUCAAGAUGAAGUUUCUGACAGUUGGAUUCCUUUUUGCGAUACUUCUCAGCGCCGCUUACGCAAUGGCCUUCAAUAUAGAAAACAAAGAUGCCAUAAGCGGCUUCAAGCCUGGCAUGGAUGGUAGCCCAUCUUGCCAUGGAGGACGUGGUCGACACGGUCAUGGCCCUGGAUCAUCGGUUAAUUCAACUG